UUUCUGAAUGAGCAUGUCUCCAUUUAACUCUUACAGCAUUUUCAUUUAUUUAUGUAUUUAAAAAAAAUAGCAAUGUAUUUAGUGAUGUUAUAGUCAAGUCAUCAGAAAGCCUAAAACCAUAGAUGAGGGAAAAUUCAAGUAUUCACUGUCUCACAUGGCCAGCUUCUUCUGAAAUGCACGUUAUUUGUACUCAAAUACACUGUGAUUUUAUAAAUCGAUUUUAUUAUUUUCUUUGAAUUACUGAAGACAUUUAGUAGUGUCUUCACUAACGUCUUUCUGUUUUAAAAAUAACAGAAAUGUUCAGUUUUGUAAGAGAAACUUUUCCUGCAUUGUCCCAGAGAAUGAAUACAAGUUUGUGCUCAAAAAAUCCUUCUUGUAGAGGAAUUUUUCUCAACAUAAACUUGAAUAAACUCUGUCAAUUCUAAAAAGAAAAGGUACGGGAAAGUAUAACCACUUCAAUACUGAGGCUGAAUCACCAGUGCUGAAAUAAUGCAUGCGGAUGGAGCAGGACAGGCAGAAAGUGAAACUGGUGCGAAACAAAAGUGAAGAUUUAAAAGCCGAAUCCCGAAAUGGGGAAGGUUUUCUUCGUGGAGCCGGUCAUUUUCAUCUACAUGUUUGCUUCCUACUUGACCAGCCCGGUGGUGCAGCAGUUUAUUUACCGGAGGCUGUGGGAAGAGGAGUACAAUUCCACUUUCAUUAGCAGUAGUAAUACUAGUUAUUGCGAGCAAAACAAAAGUAGCACAGCUUAUAUCAAGCAGAAGGGAGUUCAAGAAAAGACUUCUCUAUUUAAUAUGCAGCUGGACUUAACUGGGGCAGUUCCCAGCCUCAUAGUUGCCUUUAUCAUUGUAGCUAACAGCGAUCGCCAGGGACGAAAAAGAUCUUUAGUUUUACCAUCAAUGGGAGCUUUGAUUGCAGAUAUUUUCCGGACUUUAAUAUCAUAUUUUUCCUUGUCACUCUCUAUCCUAUUUGCGGUUACGUUUAUUUCUGGACUGUUUGGGAGUAUGGCAACUUUUCUUGGAGGAGGCUUCGCUUACAUAGCAGAUCUGUGUCAUGAUGAGAAGCAGAAAACAACGCGAAUAGCUGUGGUCGACUUGAUUUUUGGAGUUGUAUCCGGAUUGGCAGGACUGUCUUCUGGCUACAUUUUAAGAGAAAUAGGCUUUACGUGGACAUUUGUGACAGCAUCUCUGCUUCAUGUUGUUAAUAUUAUCUAUAUUAUAUUUUUUCUGGAAGACACAGUAAGCAUAUCUGAAACCCAGCAACAGGCACAAGUAUCUUAUAAAGAACUUCUAAAAGAAACAUUUUCUGGAGUGUACAUGCUUUUUAAAACUGCCCCUUCUAAAAAGAGAAUUUUAAUAAUUGUGUUACUUUUUACAUUUAUGACUUACUUGUUUACUGUGUUUGGUGGGAGUUCACUUUUUACACUGUAUGAACUGGAUGAGCCACUCUGCUGGAAUGAAGUAUACAUUGGAUAUGGAGCAGCUGCAUUCACUUCUGUCUCUCUGACCAGUUUUUUAGGAGUUUACUUUUUUUCAAAAUGUCUCAAAGACAUUUAUAUUGUAUUUAUUGGGAUAUUUUCUUACAUUGGAGGAAUAAUCAUGGCUGCCUUUGCCAAAACGACCCUGCUCAUGUUUCUAGUAAGAGUGCCAUCUUUACUCUGCCUUAUGCCUGUUCCUGUUCUCCGAUCCAUGCUGUCAAAAGUGGUUCUCGCCAGCGAACAGGGUGCUGUGUUUGCUUGUAUUGCCUGUUUAGAAGUUGUGACCGGCACUAUUUCACUUUCAGUUUUUAAUGUUCUCUAUGCAGCUACCGUUGCAUGGUUUUCAGGCUUUAGCUUCCUCUUAUCAGCAGGCCUUUGUCUAAUUCCACUGAGUGCACUGUGCUGGCUUCUGUGCACAAGCUGGAAUGGGGAGGACUUGGCUCUGCUUGUACCUGACGAAGUAUCCAGCAUAGACAGUGUUGAUAGUUGAACAAAGGAUUCAGCUACCUGACUUAUCUGACAUGCAGUGGCAGAGACCACAUGUCAUAUCGAGACCGCAGAGAUAACACAAAAGUUGCAGAUGAAAUCUACAACUAGCACUGAAUUGGUAGCACUCUAUAUCCAGUCUCUUUUUUUAGCACUUGAAUAAAGCAAUCUCCUGUACCUAACUAUGCAAGUAGGCUGGCAAUGGAGAUUUUCAUGCUGCUUUCAGCAUGGAGAAAAAGUAAGGUAGGAUGACACUCUUCUGCCACUUACCCUUUCUCACGUUUGAAAACGUCAGCUGGGGAUUGUGAUACAUCUUGUGUCAUUCUAAGUGGGGUGACAGAGAUAAGUUUAUCAGCCCCUGAGCCAGAGGGUGUUGGCAGUUCUCCUGAAGCUGCUGGAGCUCGUGCCAGCUGUGCGCGCAGUCCACUGUGUACAUCUGAAAAGGUCUGUCUUAACUGUGGAAGCCCACAAAACUGUUUAAAAUUACUAAACCUAAAGGUACUUUUUUUCAGAAGGCAAACAAACUGGAAGCGGUACUUGUACCUGCUGUAAGGGGACUUACUGCUCUGCAGUUAGCAAAGAAUGUUUGUGCAAGUUUAAUGUAUGAUGUGUGGACCUUGCCUGUGACUUAGUUCUUAAAAUGGAUUUUCACGCAGAACUGUCAUACUUAGAAAAUUUCCAGCUUGCGGAGUGUGAAGUUAGGCCUAUGCCUACAUUUUACAGAGGCCAUAUUGCACGUUUAUUUUUAGAUUAUAAAUUUCUCAUUGUUUUUAUAUAUUAGGGACUAUGUACAGACACCUCUAUUUUUUUGUCCCAUAGAUGUUUUCCAGCUAAGCUGGCUUUACUGAAGUUUCUUUUUUUUUUUUUCCUAGUGAAAGGGUGUAAUAGCAUUAUUUUCAGAAGAUCUUUGAUUAUUUUUUUUAAUAAUUUAAAAAAUCUGAACCACGUAUCUAAGCAUUUGCAAUGAAUGCAAUAAUUUAUUAGCAUUUGAAUAGUAUUUCUUAUCUCCCAGACACUUUAAAAAUGCUAUUGAGAACCUCCCUCCACAAUAGAUACUAUCCUCCCUGUUUCAGAGACAGAGGAAUCAACAGAGAGGACAAGUGACUUGCCCUGGGCCACAGUGCAGAUUGGUGAGAGUGCUAAACCUAGAAAUCAAUUUCUGUGUUGAUUCUUCAGCUUUUUGUUUGAGAUCUAUAUGUAGAAACUAGCCAGAGUGUUAGCUUCUGGAAUGCACAGCAGAAGUGUGAAUGUAAACACCAUGUUGAAGACCACUGCCAUGUAUUAUUUUAGGAGAGAGUUUUACAGCCAAUAUUGCCCUGAUCCCUGAAAGUACAGGGAGGUAGUAUGUGACUUUCUACUCCCAAAGGGGAUUAGGUAGAAAAAUCAAAAGAACAGCAAGUGGCUGAUAUUCACAGGUGGAAAGCUCUAGGAAAGCAACUGUGAUAUGGGAACUGACUUCGCUUGCACAUAGUGUGUAAUAAAAAUGAGGACAGCCCUAGCAUAUGCUGUAUUAUCAAAGAUCUACUUACAGUCAUUAAUACUUGUCACAUCAACAGAGUACUUCUCAGAGGUACUCCACCAACAAAUAUUAGCACCUCAUCAUGAUGAUGCUAUGAUACUAUUGCAGAUCCUUUCUGUUUGAACAAUAUUGUUUCCAUACUGUACAUCUUGAUCACUGAGAAGUUUGGAAGAGGGGUCAAAUAAGGUGAAGGAGAGUUUAUACUAUCCAGAAAAUCAUAGAAUGGCUCGGGUUGGAAAGGACCUUAAAGCCCACCCAGUUCCAGCCCCCUACAGGGACACCUCCCACCAGACCAGGUUGCCCAAAGCCCCAUCCAGCCUGGCCUUGAGCACCUCCAGGGAUGGGGCAUCCACAGCUUCUCUGGGCAGCCUGUGCCAGGGCCUCGCCACCCUCUGAAUACAGGGGACUGCUAUUAAACAUAGCCAGCCCUUAUGUUUCUGUUCUCAUGGACCAAGGCUGAUGUUGGCAAUUAAAGGUCGUUAGCUUUUUCUAGCUAGUUUAUAUACUAGCCAGUAAAUAAAACUGCUGAACUCUCCUCUUCUGAGGUGUGUGAGUUGCUGCCAAGUUGUUGAAAUGAGCUGAGUUUUAGAAUAGUCACUGGGUCCAAAACAUAGUAAGUAACUGUAAAGAGUUUAAGAAUAUGCUGAUGUAAGGGAUUUCAGCACAAAGACUACAUUGUCAUCCUUUCCUCUUCAUUAUGCAGUUUUGUAAGAAAGACUUCAUGAAAUUAACUAUUUUGCACAAAACUGCCUGGAAAAAGUAAAGCAUGUGAAAGGGUAUAUGCCUUCACUUCUUCAGUGCAGACCUCUGCCAGCACUCUACAGGUAGCAACAAAACAAGUCAGUUCCAUAGCAGCAUUCAGUUUGAGAACAAGAAGGUGCACGUGCACUUUAGAAGUGGCUUUGGUGAGGUUUGAUUUUGCUGUAUGAAGUAUUAGCUGUUUGCAGAGUAUUUCUGGCAGACAGAAUGUAGGACUGGCUGUGAGUUCAGAUCAAAGCACAUCGAUACAAAUCGUGUUUUUGAAGUGUAUGGUACAAGUUGAGGAAACUAGGUACUAAUGUACUUCAUAUUAUUAAAUCA
This is a messenger RNA of Cygnus atratus (black swan), 4559 nucleotides long. RefSeq names its product solute carrier family 46 member 3 (gene SLC46A3). The coding region runs from base 570 to 1964 and encodes 464 amino acids. Gene Ontology annotation, cellular component: lysosomal membrane. The record is from RefSeq and is a predicted model, not a curated record. Gene Ontology annotation, molecular function: transmembrane transporter activity. The transcript has 6 exons. Gene Ontology annotation, biological process: vacuolar transmembrane transport. Lineage: Eukaryota; Metazoa; Chordata; Aves; Anseriformes; Anatidae.